AUGGAGUCUCGAGAGAAAAAAAUCCAAACUAUAAAGUAUAAUCAUCUUCUUCCUUUUCCUCCUCUACUUCCUCUUCCUCCUCUACUUCCUCUUCCUCCUCUACUUCCUCUUCCUCCUCUACUUCCUCUUCCUCCUCUACUUCCUCUUCCUCCUCUACUUCCUCUUCCACUUCUUCGUUCUCUAUUUUCUCUUCCCUGCUAUUCUCUUUGUACUUCUUAUACCUUUUUCUUUUUCGCUUCCGCUUCUUCUUCUUCUUAUUAUUAUUAUUAUUAUUAUUAUUAUUAUUAUCUGACAAUACCUCCUGCUCUUCCGCUACUCCUCCUCCUCAUUCUUUUUCUUCAUUCUUUUCUUAAUUUCUUCUUCGUUUGUUUUUCUGUCUUCUCUUUCUUUUCUUUCUUUUUCACCUCACCUCUCCUUUUUCUUUUUAUUCUACUACUGAUGCUGUUCUAUAAUUUCUUCUUCUUCUUCUUCUUCUUCUUCUUCUUCUUCUUCUUCUUCUUCUUUUCUGAUAAGACCUCCUCAUUUUCCAUUAACUUGUCAUUCUUUUUCAUCAUUCUCUCCUACCUUCUUUCUCGGUUUAUUUCCGGCUUCCUCCUUCUUGAUCCUUAUUAUUAUUAUUAUUAUUAUUAUUAUUAUUUGACAAUACCGGCUGCUCUUCCUCUACUCUUCCUCCAUUUCAUUCUUUUUCUUCUUCGUUUGUUUUUCGUUCUUCUCUUUCUUUCUUUUUCGCCUCCACCACUCCUUUUACUUCUUCUUCUAUUGCUGAUGCUGUUCUAUAAUUUCUUCUUCUUUUCUUCUUCUUCUUCUUCUUCUUCUUCUCUGAUAAGACCUCUUCCUUCUCCACUAACUUGUCAUUCUUUUUCAUCAUUCUCCUCUACCUUCUUUUUCGUUUUAUUUCCGGCUUCCUACUUUUUGAUCGUCUGUUUAUUCAUUUUUUGCCUUUUUUUUCUUCUUCUUCUUCUUCUUCUUCUUAUUAUUAUUAUUUAUUUAUUUAUUUAUUUAUUUUUCAAUCUCUCUUUUCUUCUUCUUCAUCUUUAA
Molecule: messenger RNA, 1038 nt
Organism: Acanthosepion pharaonis
Lineage: Eukaryota; Metazoa; Mollusca; Cephalopoda; Sepiida; Sepiidae
Source: the annotation of a GenBank genome assembly